CCAUUUCCUGGAAUCCAACAGCCUGACUGAAUAAAAGGACCUUCACCAUAACCAGAUGAUAUGAAGCUGCAUCCUGACAGGAAAACAACGCCAUAAAACAACAAAAUGAAGAUCUCUGGGAGUUUGACACUGUUGCUGCUGCUCGGCUCCGUCUCCGCACAGGAAACUUCUGAAAGCAACCCGCCUACUCCUUCAGACCUCUACGCUGCUCUGAAAGAGAUGACCGCCUCGCUGGUCCAGCUGAAGGCCGACAUGGCUACAGAACGAGCCCAGCUGAAGGCUGAAGUGAACAAGAUGAAGACUGAAAUGGACAAGAUGAAGGAACAACCGCCAGUCCAACCGGUUGCAUUCUCAGCCUCUCUAGCGGUUGAAGGUGAACUACAUAUUGGACCUGUUCCCUCGGACACUCCCCUGAUCUACAGACACGUCCCCACCAACAUCGGAAACGCCUACAACACAACCACAGGUGUGUUCACUGCCCCGGUGAGAGGAGCGUACCACUUUGAGUUUCAUAUCAAUUCAGCAAACAGCCGCAGUACAGCAGCUUUCCUGGUCAAGAACUCAGAGAAUGUUUUUGCGGCACACGAGUCCCAGCCGGCCCAUUUCAUGAGUUCUUCUAACGGCGUCACCCUGCUGCUGGAGGUGGGAGACAAGGUGUUUGUGCGUCUGGCGGCUACAAGUCAUGUGUUUGACAACUUCAAUCACCACACCACCUUCAGUGGACACCUGCUGUUCCCCAUGUGAGACAGACACAGCAACUCUGUGACAGGUUGUUGUUGUCUCAGACACGUCUUCAUAGAUUUGAUCUGAUUUCACCUGCAUCCAAAUAAUAAUAAUGAGUAAUAAUUGUAGACAGGAGUCUUUUUUCCUUCAAAUAUAAAGUGGUUAAUGUUUCUGAUUCUCUCUUGUUUCUGUCAUUUUAAUCAAAUAAUGAAAUCAACAUGAACAUU
Molecule: messenger RNA, 950 nt
Organism: Etheostoma spectabile (orangethroat darter)
Lineage: Eukaryota; Metazoa; Chordata; Actinopteri; Perciformes; Percidae
Product: complement C1q-like protein 4
Exons: 4
Coding region: 106-744 (212 amino acids)
Molecular function (GO): protein binding
Source: RefSeq, a predicted model, not a curated record